Molecule: messenger RNA, 4599 nt
Organism: Fulvia fulva
Lineage: Eukaryota; Fungi; Ascomycota; Dothideomycetes; Mycosphaerellales; Mycosphaerellaceae
Product: Transcription initiation factor TFIID subunit 2
Exons: 1
Coding region: 1-4599 (1532 amino acids)
Biological process (GO): transcription initiation at RNA polymerase II promoter
Cellular component (GO): transcription factor TFIID complex
Molecular function (GO): RNA polymerase II general transcription initiation factor activity; chromatin binding; transcription cis-regulatory region binding
Source: RefSeq, a predicted model, not a curated record
AUGGCCCAAGCUUCAGAAUCGCGACUUCCAACACCUGCACGCGACACCACCGCACGACCAGCGCAUUUCUACCAGCUCGAUGCGCGCAUUUGGCGUAUUGAUAGGGCCAUGGCGCCCCAGAUCCCCCUAGACCAAAUCCCGACAUUGCGCCCAUAUGACAUAGUCAAGCAGCGCGUCGACCUCGAUGUCGACUUUCCUGCGCGCUCACUCAAAGGCAGCACCGAGAUCACAGUCCAGCCAACCUCCAAGGAACUGCGAACCAUCCAGCUACAAUGCAGACAGGCGAAAGUUACGCAGGUGCAGGUCGGGGGAAUCACGGCGAAAUGGGACUACGAUGAUCCGUAUCGAGCGCAUGUGUCGGCCAAGUCGACAGUGCACCAGCAUGCGAUGCUGAAGGGCAAGGUGGAGCACUCGAUGAAGCCAGCACCUCAGCCAGAGCUGUAUGUGACACUGCCGCCGAAGCUGAAGAUCCAGGAGCUCCAAGGCGACAGUGCGGCAGCGGUGCAGCAAGAGAGUGAGGUGGCAGAGACGCCCAUCUUGGAGAAGGCGCAGCAGCUGGGACCGACGUUUGCUCCCAUCAAGCUCACCGUCGAAUUUGAGGUGGAGAGUUCUCGCGAUGGUGUACACUGGAUUGGUUGCGAGGAGACGGACAAGCGAUACCCGCAUCUCUACACCAAACUCGAGCCGUGGGCUGGCAACACUUCCAGCAUAUUUCCAUGUGUUGACGAUGCGACUACACGUGCACAGUGGGAGAUUGCGAUUCGAUGCCCGCGCACACUCGGCGAUGCCUUCAGAAGACCGAAGACUGGUCAAGUGCUGGAAAACGGCGAUGGCGUAGCAGCUACAAAUGGCGAUGUCGAGAUGGUCAACGGUACCGACGCGCCCGCGAAAACGGACAACACACCCAUGGCCGAUGAAUUCUUGAUCGAUCUCAGCGAGGAAGAUGCUGCGCUAGAACUGGCCAUUCUCUGCGUUGGCUCCCUCCUCGAAGAUGUUGCGGACUCGUACGAUGACAGCCGUCAUACGGUCACUUACAGCCUCAACGACGCAGUAUGCGCACGCCACGUCGGUUUCGCGAUUGGACCUUUUGAGUCUGUGGAUUUGACAAGCACAAGGACUGCAGACGAGGAAGAGAAGCUUGCGGCGACUGCUGUGAAGGUCGAGGCGUUCUGUUUGCCGGGCCGGACAGACGAGGUGCAGAACACCUGCUUCCCGAUAUGUCAGGCGGUCGACCACCUUAGCGUGCAUUGUGGUAGAUUCCCAUUCUCCAGCUACCAGAUGCUUUUCGUCGACGAUGCAAUUCACGACACUUCUGCCGCGGCCGGUCUGUCAAUUUGCAGCACCCGUCUACUUUUCCCAGAGGAGAUCAUCGAGCCGAUUGACAGAAACACUCGCAUCCUUGUUCGAGCCGUCGCGGAUCAGUGGAGUGGUGUCAACAUAAUUCCCAGAGAACCCACGGAUGCCUGGGCAGUGGCCGGAAUAGCUGGCUACCUCACGGAUGUGUUCAUGAAGAAGCUAUCAGGUAACAAUCAGUAUCGAUGGGAGCAGAAGCUGGCGUCCGAGAAGGUGUACGACCUUGAUGUGGAUAGGCCAUCGAUACAAGAUCACGGCUAUCUGCUUCAUCUGGAUCCGUCCAUUCGCGAGUUCCUCGAUCUGAAAUCGACGUUAGUACUAGGUAUACUGGAUCGUCGUCUGAUCAAAUCAUCUGGCUCUACCGGAGUGAUGCGCAUCAUCAACAAGAUUUUCCUCAAUGCGAAGACUGGUACUCUCCACAAUGGUGCACUAUCUACUGCCGAGUUCCAGCGCACAUGCGAGAAGCUGGGUCAUAACAAGCUGGAACAGUUCUUCAGGCAGUGGGUAAUUGGUGCGGGAUGUCCCAUCUUCUACGUCACCCAGAAGUUCAACAAGAAGAAACUGGUCGUUGAAAUGGACAUCAGACAGCGACAAGCAGACAGACAGACCAAGCCUCUCUUCGCUCCGAACAACUUCAUGCGGGAGGUGAAGGAGCAUGUUGGGGACGUCUACGCAGGCGCGCUCCAGCCCGUGUUCACCGGACCCAUGACCAUCAGAAUCCACGAAGCUGAUGGCACGCCUUACGAACAUAUUGUGGAGAUUAAAGAGACAGUAACAAAGCUGGAGAUCCCGUACAACACAAAGUACAAGCGCCUCAAGCGAUCCAGGAGACAGAGGGAACGCGCGGCAGCCGAAGGUCAAGCAGGCGAAAAUGCCGAUGAAGCGCUUCUGUAUUGCCUGGGCGACGUUCUCGACCGACCUGAAGACAUGGCGGAGUGGAAUUUGAUGGACUGGAGCAAAGAAGACGAGGACAAGAUGAGAGGCGAAAGCUACGAGUGGAUUCGUAUGGACGCCGAUUUCGAGUGGCUGGGCAGGAUCCAUCUCGUGCAGCCCCUCUACAUGUACAUCUCCCAGCUGCAGCAAGAUAGGGACGUUGUGGCACAAUGGGAAUCUAUGCGACAACUUGUUGGAGCCCCGCCUCAUCACGUGUCGCUGUCUAUUCUGCUCCGGACGCUGAUGGACGAGCGAUACUUCUACGGAAUCCGCGUUAUGGCAGCCGAGGGACUUGCAAUGCUGGCGAGGAAUCAAGUGCUUGAGAUCGGCCAGACGCACCUCAUGAAAGCCUUCGCCGAGAUGUUCUGCGAGGAGGAUGGCGUGAUGCCACGCCCGAACGAUUUCACCAGCCGGGUAGCCUUCAUUAUGCAAUGUGCCAUACCUCGGGCCAUGUCGAAGUUGAGGAACGACGAAGGCAAGGUCCCGAAAGCAGUCGAGCAAUUCUUCGUGGAUAAGCUGAAGUUCAAUGACAACUCCGACAACCCUUACUCGGAUUGCCAUUACGUCUCAACCCUGAUGAGUUGCCUGGCUGAUUCGCUCGUGGUAUCGCACCGCAUUAUCAAGCCUCCUGCAGCACCAACCUACGAAUUCAGCUUCAGCGAGGAAGAGCCUCCUGAGGAAGAAGAGCAAGAGGAGAUCAACCCUGAUGCAGAUUUUGAGCAGAUGGCGAUCGAUGAGAUUGAACGCUAUCGACGCCUAGAUGAGUGGGUUGUGACGCACCAGAACAUCUACUCAACCACUGCCAUUCAGUGCCUGCAAAAGCUUACCAAAGCUGGCAUCGUCAAAGACAAGACCAAAGAACUGCUACAGUACACGAGAUCGAGCACAGCAGACAACGUGCGACUGGAGGCAUUUAGAUGUCUCAACGAGAUUGGCUUGACACGCCGCAUGCCUGUCAUGAAGCACCUGAUAUACAAUCUCGUGGAGGAUCGAUCACCUUACGUCAGAGCCCGUCUCACGAUACUACUUGGCGAAGCUCUGGGCCAUAUUGCAUUAGGUGACGAUCCGGUGGAGAAGACUGAAGCAGCGCCUCCCCCCGCCGAUGGCCUGAUCGUGGAAGAGGGAGCCAGCAAUGAAGCGAAACGCAUCGAAGCGACUCGGAAGACAACCACAGAAGGUGCCCUGGCUGCUCUUAAGGUGACACUGCAGGACAGCGAGGUCUUCAAGCAGGCGUUGUGGUAUGCUGCUACGUCGCCCGUCAUCUCGCUAGACGAGAUUGCAGGCUUUUGCGACAUUGCAGCCUUGAUCUACGAGGCUGUCACUUCUCUCACUGUGAUGAUGAAGCUGCCUCGUCCGUACAAGUGUGUGCGCGAGGGCAAGGGUAAAGUGCGUUUCUACCAGGAGGGCCCAUACAGGACAAAGCCUGUGAAGGGACUUCCUUUCGAGGACUACCAGAGCCUGGAAGUCCAUGGCCUGAAGUAUAGUGGUCCUCUUGGUGAAGAUACCAAGCGAGCCAUCGCCAAGAAAGCCGACGACGCCGCCGCGGCUCAAGCACUGAAGACUCGCAUCAACACUGCGGCGCAACAGAUGGCAGCCGCCCAAGCACAAGCAGCGGUCGUGUCGAUGCCACCUCCACCGACAAUCCCGACACCGAGUACCGAAAAAUCAGGCAUCAGGCUUAGUCUGGGCGGACCCAAACGAAAGCCAAGUGUAGACAUUCGCGAAGCGUCUCCGAAGGCUAUCAAGAUAUUCAAUGCAUCGACCCCAGGUAGCGCACCUUCGCGCAAACCGUCUGCAGCUGGCAAGAGUAGGCCUGUCGUGUUGAGUCUGGGAAUUAGUGCUUCUCGUAAGGCACAACAGAUCGUCACUUCCCCAGCAACGCCAGGAAGAUACCCAUCUGGAAUGACUGUGCCAUCGCGCGCCAUAACACCUCAGUCUUCGCAGAUUCUUCAACAACCCACCAGUCUUUCACCCCAAGCCAGCUUUUCCGCGACUACUCCAACGCCACCCGCCGCUCCACUCAACCUUAACGUGGGAGGCUUCCGAUCUUUCGAUUCAGCUGCUGCGAACCCAUUCGGUCCUUCGCCAGAUGUCAUCUCGCCCGCACCAGCAAGCAGCUUCGCGGGCUCUCCACCUCCACGAUCAUCUGUGACGAGUCUCACAGGUGGAGGCAUCACGAGCCUGACGAGCUUGUCAGCUAAGAGUGCUUCCCCACCAGCAGUGACGCAGCCUCCCAAGCCGAAGUUGAAGCUGAAGUUUGGCGCGAGCAGGCAGAAUAGCGUUAGUGGUCCGCAAGGCAGUCCACCGGGAUAG